Rhodamnia argentea is the source of this 2830-nucleotide messenger RNA. RefSeq names its product KH domain-containing protein HEN4. Gene Ontology annotation, molecular function: mRNA binding. NCBI's taxonomy places the organism in Eukaryota, Viridiplantae, Streptophyta, Magnoliopsida, Myrtales, Myrtaceae. Gene Ontology annotation, cellular component: cytoplasm; nucleus. The transcript is spliced from 8 exons. Gene Ontology annotation, biological process: regulation of gene expression. The coding region runs from base 74 to 2131 and encodes 685 amino acids. The record is from RefSeq and is a predicted model, not a curated record.
CGGAGCAGUGGGCAUCUUUCCCCGACCGCACCCGAUACGACAAGUCGUAAAAGUCCCGACCGGUCGCCUCCUCAUGGACGCUCCCUUCGCCGCCAGGCGUCCGGCGCCGUCAGUUUGCACCGCCGCUUCGGAGCCCAACUUCGCUCCCUCUCAGUCCGUCGCCGCCGCCGUAUUUAGGCUUCUAUGCCCAGCAACUAAGGCUGGCGGCGUCGUUUCGGGCUCGCGCGACCUCGCCGGCGCGAAAGUUCGCGUCCUUGAAGAGCCUCCGUCAGCUUCCUCGCGCGACGAUCGAGUGGUUCUCAUAUCCUCCACCGAAUGCACCACCGCCAGUACGAACCUAGCUGAACCUGAAGGCAGACACAAUCCGGCUCCGGGUUCUGAAUUGGGCGGAGGUUUCAGCGCGCGUGCGAAUGUGGGCGAGCGCGUGGAGCUGUCCCCAGCUCAGCGAGCUUUAGUUAGGGCUUUUGAGAAGAUAGUUUUGGUGGAACGAAAUAAGGUGGAUGAUGGGGCAUCGAGUGAUCCGAACCACAAUUCGAGCCCUCAUGAGAGUGGAAGUGGCAGGGGUUUUGUGGCGUGUAGGAUGUUGGCGCGGAGUGAUCAGGUGGAUCGUCAAGUUCUUGAGAGAAUUGAGAGCAUUAGGCACGAGAGUGGGGCUUCCGUCACUGUAUUGCCCUUGGAUCAUCCAUCCUUUGCUUCUUCCAGGGAUGAAUUGAUAGAGAUUACAGGAAAUUUCUCAGCUGUGAAGAAAGCACUCCUAUCUGUUUCAAGCUGUCUUCAGGAAAACCCUAGGGCUGAUUUAGCCAACUCAGGUGCCACAACCGCUAAAGUUUCCGGAGGUUUGCCUUCUUCAACAUCUUCUCAUAUGGAUCCUUUUCCUAAAGAGGGCCAUCCAUUUGGGCGACAUGCCGCUGAUCAUCUAUCCAUGGGUUACCCUCCUUUUUCUGGGCCUGAGGUCAUCGGAGCCAACCGUAGGAUGGUGGUGGAAGAGGAGGUUGUAUUUAAGCUGCUAUGCCAGCGAGAAAAAGUAGGCAGCGUGAUUGGUAAAGGUGGCUCUGUAGUUCGUGCCAUGCAAAAUGAGACUGGUGCUUUUAUCAAAGUUGCUGAUGGUUCGCCUGAUUCAGAUGAGAAAGUCAUUAUAAUUUCUGCACGAGAGAACUCGGAGCAAAUACGUUCUGCUGCACAGGAUGCUGUCAUGCGCGUGCAUCACAAAAUCACAGAGAUUGGAUUUGAACCUGGAGUUGCAGUUAUUGCUAGGCUUCUUGUGCCUUCUCAGCAGAUAGGUUUCUUGGUAGGCAAAGGAGGUUUUUUCAUCAAUGAAUUGAAGAGGGCUACUGGUGCUGGUAUACGAGUUUUUGUGAGAGAACAUUCUCCGAAGUUUGACUCACACUAUCAUGAUGUUGUGCAGGUCGUGGGAAACUUGCAUGCUGUACAGGAUGCUCUGUUUCAUAUAACUGGCAGAAUUCGUGAGACCAUAUUCUCAAUGAAAUCCCCGCGUUCAAACUUUGCUGCCCCACCACACUUGCCUCCCUUCAAUGAAAUGCCACCCCCAUUUUCCAGGCCGAGGCAUAACCCCCAGUCUCCAGGCCGCUACCCACAUUCUCCAGGCCGUUAUCCACACCCUCAUGGAAUGGACCGUCCUAUCCCUGGCCCGCCACCCUUUGAUUUACAGCCUCCAUUUCCUCAUGGAGUGGACCGGAGCUUUCCGCCUAGAGAGCAUAUUCCGCAUCCUUAUGGGGGUGACAGACCAGCUUAUGGACCUCCAUUUGACAGACCACCUUCACCAAGAAUGUGGACUCCACAAGGUUUCAGUGGCAGUCAUCCUAGGGGAAUGCCUGAAUUUGGUUCUGGUAGGCCUCCAGGAAGUUGGCCUUUUGGAAGUGGAAAUCCAGGCCCCAUGUUGACGAGCACAUCGGUUGAGAUUGUGAUCCCGCAGAAUUUGUUAGGGCAUGUACAUGGAGAGGAUGAUAGCAAUCUGAAUCAGAUCAGACAGAUUUCAGGUGCGAUGGUGGACAUUCAUGAUCAAAAGCAAGGGGCUUCUGAAGGCGUUGUAGUGGUGUCCGGAACAGGUGACCAAGUCCGAGCUGCUCAGAGCCUAGUCCAUGCUUUCAUUUUAUGCGGACAGACAUCCUGACCCUGUUCAGGUCUAGUCUGGCGAAAGCCAAUAAUACAUGGGGAAAUGUCUCUAAAAUGGAGCAGUUGCGAACCUCAAGCAAAUUGUAUAUACUGUUCAGUUUGGGAUUGUUGUCAUUGAGUGUGUCUGCUGUUCUUGAUGGAGAUGGCUAGUCUGUUUCUUAGUUUAUCCAUAUUGCAAAAGAUUUGAAGAGGAAGAGGUAUCUCUGUUCGUUGAUGUAAAUGACGGCCGGGACAUUUGGUUGUCGAGAUCAUAUUCUAUCUGGUAACCCGGUUCCUUGCUCGAGUAUAAAUUUUUCUCUUUACCCCGGCUCUGUGCUUCGUUCCAUUUCACUGGAGGAACAAAAGCGAUGCAAAGUGCUUAGGAGAUCCGAGGGUCGGUAUGGGAUUGGUCAAAGCGGACAAAUCCCAUAGAGAGUGCUCGUACAUCUACGACGCUGGCUUCCUAAGUCCACUAUCCUAAAGUUCCACCGAGAGUGCGCAGAAUGGGAUGCACCAGUGGUUGGAUUGCCGUCCACUUCAAGGCUAGAAAAUCGGCCCAACCACAAUUUGUUUGACCAGCAUGAGUCGGGACAUAUCGGUGGACCUUGACUCGGACUUGGCUCUUCGCAGAAACUUCAUUGUCAAAGUCGUCGUUCUCUUCAGAAAAUCAUAAUUACUACCCAUCACAAACGUGUCAAAUAAAAGCUCUCCCUUCAAA